AUGACCAAUACACGCAAAUCACACCCCUUACUUAAAAUAAUCAACCACUCAUUCAUCGACCUGCCAACCCCAUCCAACAUCUCAACCUGAUGGAAUUUUGGCUCUUUAUUGGGUGUAUGCCUAAUUUUACAAAUUAUCACCGGAUUAUUUCUAGCAAUACACUACACCGCAGACACCACCACGGCAUUCUCAUCAGUCACCCACAUCUGCCGAGACGUAAACUACGGCUGGCUGAUCCGAUACCUCCAUGCUAACGGAGCAUCUAUAUUCUUUAUCUUCCUUUACUUCCACGUAGGGCGAGGAAUUUAUUACGGAUCAUACUUAUUCCUAGAAACCUGAAACAUCGGAGUCAUCCUACUAUUAACGGUCAUGGCAACAGCCUUCAUAGGGUACGUCUUACCAUGAGGACAGAUAUCAUUCUGAGGCGCUACAGUAAUCACAAACCUCCUCUCAGCUAUUCCUUAUAUCGGACCCACUCUCGUAGAGUGAAUUUGAGGCGGAUUCGCAGUAGACAAAGCAACCCUAACUCGAUUUUUUGCAUUCCACUUCAUCCUACCAUUCAUCAUCACAGCCCUAGUACUCGUCCAUCUUUUAUUCCUCCACGAAACUGGAUCAAACAACCCAUCAGGCCUUAACCCAAACUCAGACAAAAUCCCAUUUCAUCCAUACUACACAAUUAAAGACAUCCUGGGGAUACUCCUCAUAAUACUAGCCCUUUUAACCCUGACAUUAUUCUCUCCCGACCUCCUAGGAGACCCAGACAACUAUACACCGGCCAACCCACUAAACACGCCCCCUCACAUUAAACCCGAGUGAUAUUUCCUUUUUGCAUAUGCCAUCCUACGAUCAAUCCCGAACAAACUAGGAGGAGUAUUAGCACUAAUCUCUUCAAUCCUAAUCUUAUUACUCUUCCCAACUCUGCACUUAUCAAACCAACGCAGUAUGAUAUUCCGCCCUAUUAGCCAGUGUUUCAUAUGAAUCCUAGUAGCCAACCUUUUAAUCCUCACAUGAAUUGGGGGCCAACCGGUAGAAUACCCAUUCAUCGCCAUCGGCCAACUAGCAUCCAUCUCCUACUUCCUCACCAUCCUAAUUCUCCUACCACUAACAAAUAUACUAGAAAACAAACUACUGAAAUGAAGA
Molecule: messenger RNA, 1140 nt
Organism: Chinchilla lanigera (long-tailed chinchilla)
Lineage: Eukaryota; Metazoa; Chordata; Mammalia; Rodentia; Chinchillidae
Source: the annotation of a RefSeq genome assembly